UUGUAUUGGUCGCCUUGUCACCAAGAAGAAUAUAACUCGGCAAACUGCAUAUACGGUGCACGCACAUAACUUCUCACUGAGAAUAUUUACGUUUUGACAUUGUAUUUCGUUCACAAUCAAAGUAUUACAUACCGCCGGGGAGUUUGGGAUACCGACGAAUCCUUAGGCCACAACUUGUACUUUCUGAACUUUUGUGAAUCUAAUCUUUUUCAUCCGAAGCAUCAUGUGACACGAUCGCGCGAUCAGCCAUGAGGGCAUCAACUACUCCAUUCUGGGCCCCACCCUCCUGGAUCUGCAGCUGAUCCUGAAGCAGGACAUCGACACCCUCGCCACCAUACCCCUGAGCAGCGGGAUUGGGGAGACAUCGGGAAUGUUUCUGGCCUUGGCACUCUCUAAAUACGGACAGAAACGCCUUCAGCUGGGCAUUUCUCUACUGCUAGCGUCAGUAGUGAUCACCAUUAUUCCCGUUGUGCCCAAUUUCAUCUACGUGGAUGUCAUGUUCGCACUGUCGGGCUUCAUCUCGGCAAUACCUUCCUGUUUUCUGAUGGAUGUGUGCAGUGACUUGUGGAAGGACAAGGGCACCUCCUUUCAGUUCAUCCUGGUCGGCAGUUCCCUGGGCGCCAUUCUCACUCCUCUGAUAGUGGAACCGUUCUUAUGUCAAGAUGAUGUAUCAAAAGUAGCAAACUUUACCAGCCACAGAUUUUCACCUACUCUGCUGGAUUUGAAGCUCGUGGGAGUGACUUCUGUAAAUGGCUCAUGCUCAAUGGAAGAUCUGGUUCUGGCUGAGAAGAUGUGUGCCAACGUCUCUCGACAUUUUGAAGCAAAUGAUCCUGACCAAACACAGGGACAAUUUGUUGUUGACCAUAUAGGUGUAAAUGUACAGCACACCUGUCCGUGUACCUCCCUGGUCUCAAUGUCAUAUAUUUCUGUUGACUGCAAAUCAAGCGUGAUAAAUGACGUUAACGAGAAUAGAGAUUAUUGCAAUUGGCAAAUGGCUUGUGGCAUGCAAGGGAAUAAAGAUAUUAACAGUUAUAACACAACAGAGGGAAAUAUACAAAACCUUAGAUCUGCGUGUUGCCGGUUACUAAGUGCGUUGGAUGAAUGCCGAGCUAAUUUCAGAGUUGCGGACAAUGGAACAGAGUCUUGUACAGAAAGUGACACUAAUGUGCGUAAUGCUUAUGUCGCCAUGGGGUUUGUUUUGUUGCCAAGUUCAUUCGCUUUUUUCUACUUUUGGUGGAAGAGGGAUGCCUCUUCAGCUUCUGUGAGCAUAACAGAGGAGGAAAUCCAUGAUCGCAAUGUAGGUGGUGGCCUUCAAGGGAAGAUUCAAAUUGUGAUAUUUUAUACCGUUUUGUUUUUAUCUUACUUCCCUGUAACAGCACUGACAAUUACAUUUACUACUUACCUGACAGCAUUCGGUGUUGAGGGGAGUUUACAGCUCCCAAAGUCUACAAUGGUGUACAUGACAUCUGUGUUCUGGAUCUCCACUCUGCUGGGUCGAAUCGUCAGCACAGCAUUGACACCACUGUUGGGACAUGCUAAAAUAAUCAUCGGUAAUUUUGUAGGUUUAGUUGUGGCGUCAGUUCUACUCAUAGUCGUGGCGCCGUAUUACGAGUCCAUGUUGUGGUUGAGCACUGUUCUGUUAGGGGUGUUUGCCUGUCCCUAUGAGGGUGCGGGGAUAGCAUGGGCCGCUGACUAUGUCGGAAUGUCUCCACAACUUGUAGCCCUUUCAUGGAUAUCUGCGUCCGCAGGGAACCUAGCCUUUCCGUUUGUAGGAGGAAUAAUGUUUACAGACGUUGGGCCAUCCGCGUUUUUGUUUCUUCUUUGUGGUAUCAAUAUUUUCAUGGUGUUAAUGUUUAUCAUGUUAAAUAUCCAGGUGUGGUGGAAAGGUUUCAAAAUUAAAACCGAACCCUGAUUUCAACGGCCAUUUACAUUUCUUAAGAAAAAGCAAGUUCUUGGAUAAAAGAGUCAGAGCUAAUCAAUCAUGAACGGUAAUAGGGAGCGUUGAGUAUAUGCUGUCAAAUGUGUCGUGUGAUAAAUUUUGAAUUUCUAGAACUUGCAACGAAUAUGAAAAAUGACAUAUAUAUAUAUAUUGGAAAUGAAACUAUUUAAGUGGCAAUACAUAAUCAGUAACCA
Molecule: messenger RNA, 2133 nt
Organism: Haliotis rufescens (red abalone)
Lineage: Eukaryota; Metazoa; Mollusca; Gastropoda; Lepetellida; Haliotidae
Product: major facilitator superfamily domain-containing protein 4A-like
Exons: 3
Coding region: 371-1912 (513 amino acids)
Source: RefSeq, a predicted model, not a curated record